AUGGCGAAGCGACGCGACAAGAAGAACACCCCAGUCGACCGGCACAAAGUGUUCGUCCGAAACAUCCGAGAAAACGAUGUAGCCCCCCUGGAGGAAGAGUUUAAAAAAAUCUGCACCAAAUAUUUCUUCUUUAAAAAUAAAAACAACUCCACGAAGAGCGCCAUCUGUUCCUUCAAAUCAGAUCGAGAGGCAGAAAAUUUUAUCCAAAAAUACCACAACAAGAAAAUACAAACCAGCAGCAUCAAAUGUGAAUUUUCCUUCAGGAAAAAAUACGAUGAUAAAAAAUUAAUCUCCAUCACGUAUAGACGGCAAAAGAUUAACCACUUGAACUCCAUCCAGCUGUACACCAACUGUGACGUGGACAGCAUAGUCGUCUUGAGCUACUUGAAAAACCUCUUUCUCUUAAAUAGACGCUUGUUGGUAAACUGCUUAGAUGAACAUGAUCAGGCGGAGAGGAAGGCUUCCCCAAGAGAGCGCGGGUCCCAGGGCGGGGAUGGGAAAGUCCCCCCCAGGGGCAACACCCAGAUUGAUAAGGGCGAAGGUCAUUCAGAGCAGUCCACACAAAAGAGUGAUGGUGACAAAUCUGACGUACCCAGCGACGGUGACGACGUCCAAGUGGUGGCCGAAAAAAAACUCAAAGAGUUUGAAGAAAUUGUCCUAAAUAUUGAAAAAGCGAACAGAAAUUUAGAUAACAGAACGAGGCAAAAAUUAAUCGAAAAGACGUCCAGUAAAAACAAAGCGGUGAGGAAAAACAAAGCGAUAAGUAAAAACAAAGCGCUAGGCAAAAACUGCUUCAUCUACACUGUGGAAUUUUUAAAUUUAAAACUGGCUGCCCUUUUCUACACUUACAUUAACAAAAACAAUUUUGUAAAUUACAUGGAAGAUAAUGUUAAAAAUUGGGAAAAAAAAAAUAUCUUUUUUUUUCACGAGCUGUGCUACUUCCAUAAAAACAACAGGAGAGUCAUCGUAAAAAAUAUUAAGCGGACUUGCCAUGUGGAAAAUUUACAAAAGCUGUUCAGACAUAUAGAAAAGGACCCAUCAAUUUAUAUUCCCAAGAAAAAUAAUAAAAAGCAGGGGUACGCCCUGGUUACCUUCUCCAGCUACCAAAACUUGAAGAAGGCGCUGCUCUUGAACAAGUCCAAGGUGUGCGGAAGUAUCAUCACCGUAGAGGAGGACAGGAAUCCCCGGCUCCUCAAGCUGCUCGGUGUGCAGGCGUCCGCCGCAGGGGAGAGAAGCAAAGACGGCACGGACGAUGGGGGGAGAAGCGGUGAUGAGACGGACCGUGAAGAGAUAAACGAAGGAGACACAGACGACGAAGAGACAAACGAAGGAGACACAGACGAUGAAGAGAUACACGAAGGAGACACGAACGACGAAGAGACCAACGAUGAAGAGACAAACGAAGGAGACACAGACGACGAAGAGGCAGACGAUGCAGAGCAACGCGACCACGGCAAGCGAACCCGCGACCGCACGAACGACGUCGAGGAAGGGAAGACUCUGUUCAUCACGAACAUCCCGAUGGGGACCACCGACGAGGAGGUGCAGAGCUACAUCGCCAAGAACAUCAGCAAAAACUACAUCUACAUAAGGACGUGCAGAAAUAACGGCAAAAAAAUCUCCGCGUUUGUGAAGCUGAAGCAUAAGGAGGACGCAGACACAUUUUUGAAAAAAAUUGGGGAAUACCACGAAGAGGAGGAGGAUGAGGAGGAAGACGAAGAAAACCAAAACGAUGCAAAAAACGAAAACGUAAUUGACAAAUUUUACAACAUGAAGAAAAAAAAGGAAAGAAUGAAACAAAUUCUUCUUAAAGAUCAUAACAGCGGGAAAAAUGCCGAAAUUUUAUUUUUCAAAAAUAACUAUUUAAUGAUCAAAAGGGCAGUCAGUAAGGACUCCUUAAAGGAUAAAAAAAAAUUUCCCAUGGAGGAAGAAAAAAAAAAAAAACAGAAAAACAGACUGCAAAAUAACAUCCAUCUGGUAGAGGACAAUGACAUAAACAAUGAUCACCUGCGAGAAAACAUAAUCAAAAGAAAUAACAAUUUGAUGGAAAAAAAAAAGCAACUCUUAAAAAAUAAAAACUUCCUGAUAAACCCCUGCAGAAUAUACGUUCGCAACUAUCCUGCCUCUUUGGAACAAAAUUUAUUCAGGCAACUGAUAACGAAAUAUUUCACCCCCCUAUUUAUGGAAAAACACAAUUUAAAAAAAAAAGAAGCUUUCAAAAGAGCAAACGAAAUUGUUAAGAAAAUGAAAAUUAUGAAAGAUCACACAGAGCAAAAAGAACCAACGCAAAAUGAGCAAAAAAAUAAAAAAUUAAAAGAUAAAAAGAAUAGCAACAAAAAUGCGCAAAAUUUAAUAUGCUUCAUCGACAUUAACAAACAUGAACAUGCCAAGCAGAUAAUUCACUUGCUCCAAAAUAGAAAUAUUUACGAACUCAUUAACGAAAUAAUCUACAAAAAAAAGUUUCAAACCAUUCGAAAAAAUAAAAACAUCAUGUAUGUUGAUUAUUGCAUUGAAGACAUACGAAUGGUGCAUAUCAAAAAAUUAAAAGAAGAAAAAUUUUUAAAUCACAUAAGGGAAAAAAAUGGAGCGGCAACAAACUCGCUCACCAAAAAGACUAUUAAAAAAAAGAAAAAAAAACAAAGCAGGGGAAAAAGGCAACGGGAAAAAAGACGCCUUCUAAGGAUGCAAAACGAAAACACAAACGUCGCUCAUGUAAUUAAAAGCACGUCGUCCAUCCAUGUGCAACAGUCGAAUGGGACAACUGGGCAGGAGAAAAAAAACGCCCAAACGAAUGGCGCACACAAAGUCAGCGCAACGAAGAAAAAAUCAAAGCUCAAGUUGAAGUUGAAGGAAAAGCGCCUCAACCAGGGCGCCCAUUCCAAGGAGGCGGGCAAAAAAAAGAAUGGCCCCUUCCAACCCGGGGAAAAAAAAGAAAAUACAAAAAAAAAGACGAGCAAGAAGUUAAUCAAAAAGGCCGGGAAGAAAUCUGCAACCAAAAAGGAUAAAGAAAUUGUAAGGAAUGAGAAAAAAAAAAAAAAAAAAAAAAAAACGCGAUACCCCUCGCGCGGAUAG
Molecule: messenger RNA, 3072 nt
Organism: Plasmodium vivax (malaria parasite P. vivax)
Lineage: Eukaryota; Apicomplexa; Aconoidasida; Haemosporida; Plasmodiidae
Exons: 1
Coding region: 1-3072 (1023 amino acids)
Molecular function (GO): RNA binding
Source: RefSeq, a predicted model, not a curated record